AUGGCCCACACCACCGCCGCGCUUGCCGGGAUGAGGGGCCGCGCCGCAGGAGGAUGGGCCUACACAAAAGCAGGCCAGGCGCUCCCGGGCCUAUCCGCGGGCUGGCGGGUGGCAAGGCCCGCGGCCUGGACUUCUCCUCAGGCCCCUCCGGGGGAACGCGAGCGGCGGCGACGGCGACGGCGCUUCCCGGGCCCGGUUCCUCUCGACGCUUUCCCCAGCCGCGGGACCCAGGAAGAGAGGCUGAAGGCGAGCACACAAACACACCUCCCUUCGUCCCGGGCCGUAAAAUGGCCGCAGCCGCCGCGCCGGGGCGGCGAGGUCUCGGCGACCGUCAGGCGCCCCCAGGCCCUUCGCUCCCUCUGCCGCCGCCGCCGCCGCUACGGCCGUCCGCCCACCCCGCCCAGGCGUGAAUGCAUCAGCGGAGGCCUUUGCGACUGUCCAUGUGGACAGGGGUGGGUCUCCUCUGCCACCGCCUCGCGUCCGUCGCCACAGCAGCUCCAGCCGCCGCCGCUGCCGCUCCUCCCCCACGGGCGCUGGAGCUGCCGCCCGGCUCCCGCCCCCACCGCGCGCCGCCGCCCCCAGCGCCGCUCCCCCUCAGGAGCCCGGGCUCGGCUCGCGGGCAGAACGGUCUGCGGCGCCGCACGGAACACCGACUUGAGGCUCCAGACGCCGUGGCUCUCGGUGGAGCGGGCCCUGCGCGGCGCCGACUCGGCCUGGACGCGUUUCGUCCAAAAAAAGUCUCGACCGCCGAGGGCCCCAUGGCAGACCUGCAGCCGCAGAAAACUAAUAUACAUGGAAUGGGAAACAAGGUGGAGUUACAUAAAAGACGUCUUUUGAGCAGCCUGAGGUAGGAUCUUUAAGACAAAGUCCAUUGUUUUGUGUUACGAAUUUCAGCUAAUGUCUAUGGGAACACAUAAUUCCAACUUUAAAAAUGUGGCAUCAAAAUCACCUGGAAAGGCUUGUUAAAACAGGUUGCUCUACCCCACCCCUAGAGUUUCUGAUUCAGCGGGUCUGGAGUGCACCUGAAAAUUUGCAUUUUUAGUAAGUUCCCAAGGUGUUACAACAUGCUGCUGAUUAGGGGACCACAUUAUGAAAACCACUAGAUUAAACAAUCUCUAAAUUUCCUUUCAGUUUAAUUCCAUGAGUCUGCAAUUACAAGUGAAAUGAUCAGUUUCCAUGUUAAAGUAUAAGAUUAAAGAUAUUUCAGAAAUCACUACUCCUCCUUGUGAACAUUAUCAAUUAAAAACUGAUAGUAUCAUGUGACUCUUAAGGUAUUCCGGCCUAGAAAAAGUCAGAUUGAGGAUAUGUCCCUGAAAUAUAGCUAUAUUUAGUAUAUAUGCAUAUAUAUAUAUAUAUGUAUAUGUUUAAUAUAUUUACAAAUGUAGCCUUUUUUUUAUACGUACAUUUUGAAUGAUACCCAGGGGUGUUACUAAGAAUGCUUUUGAAUGGUAGAAAUACAAAAUGUUAGAAUUACAAAACCAAUUCUCUGAGUUAUACAAUCAAUUUUUAUUACAA
Messenger RNA from Leopardus geoffroyi (Geoffroy's cat), 1515 nucleotides. RefSeq names its product serine/arginine repetitive matrix protein 1-like. The record is from RefSeq and is a predicted model, not a curated record. NCBI's taxonomy places the organism in Eukaryota, Metazoa, Chordata, Mammalia, Carnivora, Felidae. The coding region runs from base 1 to 837 and encodes 278 amino acids. The transcript has 4 exons.